Molecule: messenger RNA, 1809 nt
Organism: Drosophila takahashii
Lineage: Eukaryota; Metazoa; Arthropoda; Insecta; Diptera; Drosophilidae
Product: venom serine protease Bi-VSP-like
Biological process (GO): proteolysis
Molecular function (GO): serine-type endopeptidase activity
Source: RefSeq, a predicted model, not a curated record
GUCACGCUGGCCCGGAAAAACACACGGCACUCUUCAAAGAAUCUUCUUUUGAAACAUUUAUUGAAAGUCGCGUUUUCGGUCAAUAUCACGGAUAUAAUAAAAAUAUAAAUCAAUCUCACCAUGAAACGAAUGUGCUGUGCUAGUGCUGUGAUUACACUCCUGCCCCUCGUGCUACUUCCCCCGCCCUCUGCCGCUCAGUUCAAUCAACGAUUCGAUCCGCAAUUCAAUCAGCGAUUCAAUCCGCAAUUCAAUCAGAGAUUCAAUCCGCAAUUUAAUCAGCGCCGGCAAGUUCCUCAAAGCUGUCGCACACCGGAUAAUUUUUUUGGGAGUUGUGUGCCCCUGAGCUCCUGUACCCAGGCGGUAGAGAUCUUUAAAACCACCAGCUAUGAUCGGGCCACGCAGUAUGUGAUCGGCCUGAAAAACAGUUGUAACAUCCCCAGCACUAACGGAAAUCCGGUGAUCUGCUGCAAGUAUCUCCAGUCGGUCACAGAACGACCUCGUGAAUUCAUCACCACGGAACGGCCGUUUAUUGGUCCUCAGUUCCCGCCGCAGGACCCCGAAAAUCCCUUCGUGAUCCCCACCAGGAGGAGUACGACCACGACAUCCACUACUCCAAGGACCACGACUACAACUUCUACCACAACGACUAGAACUAUAGCUCCCAUUCCAGUAACCUCAUUCAAGCCCUUAAUCGAUCAACGGGGUCCUUGGUGCCGAGGACCAAACACCAAAACUGGAUAUUGUAUAGAACUCGGUCAGUGUGAUUCCCUGCUUAGUCAACUGCUGGAUAAACCUAAGGACCAGAAUUUCAAGGGUUUUUUGCAUGCCUCCAGAAGGGUUUGUAAAAACCAGGGUUACCAGGUGUGCUGUCCCAAUGAAGAGAGGAUCACCACACCGUCUUCCAAUAUUCGUCCCACUUCGGCUUCCUUGAUUCCCAGGAAUUCGGACGAAGUGCCUCGACGGCUGCUCAACAUGGAGGAUGGAUGUGGCUAUACGAGUGUACCGAAAAAUAAGAUCGUGGGCGGUGUGGUAAGCCACAUUGGGGCGUGGCCCUGGAUCGCACUGCUAGGAUACAAGGAUCCCAGAUUUCCGUUCCAGUGCGGAGGAAGCCUAAUCACCGCCAGACACGUGCUCACGGCGGCCCAUUGCAUCACUUUGAAUUUGACAUUUGUGCGCUUGGGAGAACAUGAUGUGACCACAGAUAAGGAGACUCGCCAUGUGGAUCUUAGAAUUGCAAGAUUCGUAAUCCAUCCAAACUACAAUCCCCGAAAUGGACGGAGUGACUUGGCCAUCCUGUAUCUCGCGCGAAAUGUGGAGUUUACCACCAAGAUCACGCCCAUCUGUCUGCCACACACGCCCGAUCUGCGCCAGAAAUCCUAUUUGCGAUACAAUCCCUUCGUCGCCGGAUGGGGACAUACGAUGGAGAAUGGCACGUCAGCCACCGUGCUAAACGAGCUCCAAGUUCCCAUCAUAGAGAAUGUGAUAUGCGCCCAGAGUUUCGUGAAUCAUCGUGGAUUCCUACGAACCGCCGAUCAGUUCGAUAAAGCCGUCAUCUGCGCCGGAGAUCUGUCCGGAGGCAAGGAUUCGUGUCAGGGCGACUCCGGUGGUCCACUGAUGAUGCCGGAACUCUAUGAGGACACCUUUCGGUACCAUCUGAUCGGCGUGGUGUCCUACGGCAUCGAAGGUUGUGCCCGACCAGAGACCCCCGGCGUUUACACCAGCACUCAAUACUUCAUGGACUGGAUUAUCCAACAGGUUCAGAACACGCCAUGAUUUGCCAUCGCCUGCAUGAGGCAACUAAGUCAUUAG